Messenger RNA from Ipomoea nil (Japanese morning glory), 2193 nucleotides. Its product is annotated as vacuolar protein-sorting-associated protein 33 homolog. Gene Ontology annotation, cellular component: CORVET complex; vacuole. Gene Ontology annotation, biological process: intracellular protein transport; vesicle-mediated transport. The record is from RefSeq and is a predicted model, not a curated record. The coding region runs from base 101 to 1894 and encodes 597 amino acids. The transcript has 22 exons. NCBI's taxonomy places the organism in Eukaryota, Viridiplantae, Streptophyta, Magnoliopsida, Solanales, Convolvulaceae.
GAAUCUGAACCCGGUGUAGGCACCUUUACAAGCAAAAAGAUGUGCACUGGACAGAGAAUUUAGAACGAACGACACCGGAGAGAAGAGGAGGAAACGGAAAAUGGCGCAAAUUCCUAGCCUCGACAAUGCUCCCAUAAACCUCGCUUCCAUAAGAGAUCAAUCGCAGAAGGAGCUGGUGAUGAUCUUGAAGAACAUUCGAGGGCAGAAGUGUUUAGUUAUCGAUCCCAAGCUUAGUGGCUCACUCUCACUUCUUGUGCAGAGUUCAAUUCUCAAGGAACUUGGGGCUGAAUUGCGGCAUCUUACAAGCGAACCAGUUCAAACAGAUUGUACUAAAGUUGUUUUUCUCGUUCGAGCUCAGCUCGACUUAAUGAAGAGCAUUUGCUCGCAAAUUCACCAUGAUACUUCUAAGGGUAUUCAAAGAGAGUAUUUUUUGUAUUUUGUUCCUCGUCGUGCAGUUGUAUGUGAAAAGAUACUUGAGGAAGAGAAAGUUCACCACUUGUUGACUAUAGGCGAGUAUCCCUUGUAUCUACUUCCACUGGAUGACGAUGUUUUGUCUUUUGAACUUGACACUGCUUACAGAGAGUUCACAGUUGAUGGAGACACUACUUCUCUUUGGCACAUAGCAAAAGCUAUUCAUAAGCUUGAGUGUUCCUUUGGUGUCAUACCAAAUGUGAGGGCCAAAGGGAAAGCAUCUGUUCGUGUUGCUGACAUUUUAAAUCGGAUGCAAGCUGAAGAACCUGUGAACACAGCUGAUGUUGUUGUGCCAGAUAUUAACACUCUCAUCCUUAUUGACAGAGAGGUAGACAUGGUUACUCCUAUGUGUUCCCAGUUAACAUAUGAAGGGCUACUAGAUGAGUUUCUUGGUAUCAAUAAUGGUGCUGUGGAGUUAGAUGCUUCUAUAAUGGGUGCCCAGCAGCAGGAGGGGAAGAAGAUGAAGGUUCCUCUAAAUUCUAGUGACAAGCUAUUCAAAGAGAUACGGAAUCAGAACUUUGAAGUUGUUGUCCAGGUUCUACGUCAAAGAGCAACAUCCAUGAAGCAAGAUUACACUGAGAUGCAGUCUACUAACCAAUCAGUUUCUGAAUUGAAAGAUUUUGUUAAAAAACUCAACUCGUUGCCUGAAAUGACAAGGCAUAUUAAUCUUGCUCAGCAUUUGACUAAAUUUACAUCUAAACCUUCAUUUCUUGGGCGGCUUGAUAUGGAACACACUAUUGUGGAGUCUGAAAGUUAUGAUAUAUGCAUGGAGUACAUUGAAGAGAUGAUCCAUAAGCAGGAACCUCUUCUCAAUGUUCUACGCCUUCUCAUCUUAUUUUCAAUCACAAAUUCUGGAUUACCAAAAAGGAAUUUUGACUAUUUAAGGCGGGAGUUACUUCACAGCUAUGGUUUUGAGCACAUGGCAACCUUGAAUAAUUUGGAAAAAGCGGGAUUGUUCAGGAAACAGGAGUCAAAAAGCAACUGGAUAACAAUUAAACGUGCUCUCCAGCUUGUUGUUGAGGAUACUGACACUGCCAACCCCGAUGAUAUAUCCUAUGUGUUUUCUGGAUAUGCACCCCUCAGCAUUCGCCUUGUUCAGCAUGCGAUCCGGUCUGGAUGGCGUCCCAUUGAAGAAAUAUUAAGAAUGCUGCCAGGGCCACAUUCAGAUAGCAAGAGGAGUGGAUUUGCAAGCAGUCCAUCCUAUGACAAUCUACUGGGGUCUGUACAUAAUUCAGACAAAGUUGGUGAUGGAAGGCGCUCGGUGGUGCUUGUCGUCUUCAUCGGUGGGGUGACCUUUGCAGAGAUUAACGCUCUUCGGUUCCUCAGUUCCCAGGAGGGGAUGGCAUAUGAUUUGAUUGUAUUGACUACAAAUAUAGUUAACGGGCACACAUUGACAGACACAUUUGUGGAGAAAUUGGGAUGACUUCUAAAGAUCUACUUCCUGAUAUUCGCUAAGAAAACCGUGGAAGAGACUGGAAGCGAGGCUUUUUGUUGUCGAUUGCUUCGUUCUCAUAGGCACGUUUGGUGAUAUUGUUUAUGCGUGAGCUUUCAUACAAUGAUCAUUGUGUUGUGUGUGGGUUGGCAAAUAAAAUAAAAGCGAGUUUUUAUGAGUUUUGGAUGUAUAAUAGUUCAUUUUGGUUGUGUUAUGUAACAGAGAACACAGAUAAUGGCAAAAUUGCUCUUAUUUAUUACUCUGUAUUACAAGUUUAAGCGGAUGUGUUA